AUGUCCGGUCCCGCGGCGGGACGGGCGGCCAAGAACGCCGCGGUCGUCGUCGGUGGGGGCUUCGUCGGACUCUCGUCCGCGCUUCACCUUCAGAGGGUGGGAUUCCGGGUGACGCUGAUGGAAGCGGGUGAACGCGUCGGGGGCAGGCAGUCGGCGUCCAACGGGAACGCCGGGACGUUCGCGCAGUACGCGUGCAUACCCGUCCAGCGACCGGGGCUCUGGGCGGAGGCGCCCGGGAUGAUCGUGAACCCGCGCGGCGCGCUGAGGAUAGCCCCGUCGCCGCACCUCGUGAAGAUGAUGCCGUGGGCGCUCGGUUUUCUCGCCGCGUCCGAACCCGACCGCGUGCGCAAGACCGCUUUCGCGCUCGGGAGCAUCCUCCGGCUCGCCGAGGACGGGUACAAGGGAGCGUGGGAGCACGCGGGGAUCGACGUCGACGGACCCAUGGGCGAGUACGCCCCGAACGACGCCACGAGAUCCCACGCGUUCGCCGCCAGGAACGGGUACAUCCUCCUCCAAAACGACGUGGGCUCGCGGGGGGCGAGAGAGACGGCGACGCUGCGCCUCGACGCCUCGGGGGGACCCGAGGUACUUCGGAUGGAGGCGAUCGAUGCGUCGGGGGUGCUCGAGCUGGAGCCGAGUCUGUCGGAGCGCGCGGCGCGGGGCGGCGCGUGGUGGUUCGAGGACGGGUGGUUCGUGCGAGAUCCCGCCGCGCUCCUCGACGCCAUGAGGGACGGAUUCGAGGCCAAAGGGGGCGAGAUCAGGACGGGGAGCGGGAGACGGAGAUCGGCGUCAUCGUCAUCGUCAUCAUCGUCCUCAUCGUCAUCUUCGUCGUCGUCAUCGUCGUCGUCAUCGAAUGCGUCGAACGGCCCGAGCGGGAGGGUGACGCUCGUGACUCCGGCGAGCGUCAAGGGUGAAGCCGCGGGCGCCAGGGCGCAGGUGGUGGCCUGCGACGGAUCGACGAUCGACGCCGGGGUGGUGGUCAUCGCGGCCGGGGCGCACUCCGCGGGGCUGGCGCGGCAGUGCGGGGAUCCGGUGCCGCUGGACACGGAGCGGGGGUACCACGUGCAGUGGAACGAGGGGGCGGGGGAUAAGAGCGACGGGGCGCCGAUGCUCACGCGGCCGGUGUGCACCCCCGAGGGGGGGUUCAUCGUGACGCCGAUGUCGGGCGGGGUGAGGGCGGCGGGGCUCGUCGAGCUCGGGGGCACGUGCGCUCCCCCGGUGAAGGAACGGUUCGGGCAGCUCGAGGGGUACACGAAGUGGCUGCUCAAGGACGAGGUCGCGACGGCGCUCGGGGAGCGAGACGCGAGCCUCGAUUGGAUGGGUUUCCGACCCACGCUUCCGGAUGCGCUUCCAGUCAUCGGGACCUCGUCGAAGGUUCCCGGGGUGGUGUACGCGUUCGGGCAUCAGCACGUGGGGUGGACGCUGGGGGGUAUCACCGGGCGGAUCGUGGCGGAUCUGGCGCGGGGCGCGGAGCCGGAGGUUGACAUCGCGCCGUUUUCGGCGAGGAGGUUCGACUCGAAGCCGUGGUGGCGGCCCUUCGCCUCCGCCCCGCAGCUCUUCCCUCAGACGUGA
This is a messenger RNA of Micromonas commoda, 1572 nucleotides long. RefSeq lists its product with no specific name. The record is from RefSeq and is a predicted model, not a curated record. The transcript has a single exon. Gene Ontology annotation, cellular component: cytoplasm. The coding region runs from base 1 to 1572 and encodes 523 amino acids. NCBI's taxonomy places the organism in Eukaryota, Viridiplantae, Chlorophyta, Mamiellophyceae, Mamiellales, Mamiellaceae. Gene Ontology annotation, molecular function: oxidoreductase activity.